UAAAACGGCCUGUGUGAGUCUGCCUGGGACCUGGAGGGAGGGGAGCUCAGCGGAGCCGGGGCGGGGGAGACGAAGGGGUGGAGAGCGGGGUGGGUUGCAGAGUCCGUGGGUCGAUGGGUCUGCUGGCCGUCCUGGCUAUCCUCAUCCCCAGAUCGGCGCGCCACUUACUAGACUCACCUGCCCCCGAAGCCCAGAACGGGGUAUUCGGAGCAGCCCAGCCACGGGGUUUAAUUACCGUAAUUGUAGCGCGGCGGGGCCGAGCGCUCGGGCCCCCCGGGGGAUCUGAUGUGGCUGGCAGUGGAGGAGGCCCGUGCGCCUGGAGCGGGGCCAGCGCUGUGGAGGUGGGCUGGGGGUGACCUUGUUCGGGGCCCAGAGCCCCGAAUCUGGAGUCUGGAUCCCACCUCAGAUCCUAGGUGUGCGAUCCCGCGCUAGGCGCUUCACCUCUCUGCACCUCGGUUUCCUCGUCUGUAAAAUGAGUUUAGAUUUGGCGAUCUUCCGGUUCCAAAUCUAUGAUCUUAAGUUUUUGUUGAGCUCUUUGUAUUAUACCAUUGCUCCCUGGUGAGAAACCAGAAUCAGGAUGCCUGAGAAUCAGGGAGCAAGCUUUAAAAGCCCCGAGAGCCUUCCUGGCACCCCCAAUGGAAGUUCUGUAUUGUGUUUUGGGCAGUACCAGUACACAGCAGAUGAGUACCAGGCCAUCCAGAAUGCUCUGAGGAAAAGGCUGGGCCCUGAAUACAUCAGCAGCCGACAAGCUGGGGGUGGUCAAAAGGUCUGUUACAUUGAAGGUCAUAGGGUCAUCAGUCUGGCCAAUGAAAUGUUUGGCUACAAUGGCUGGGCUCAUUCUAUCACACAGCAAAAUGUGGAUUUUGUUGACCUCAAUAAUGGCAAAUUCUACGUGGGGGUCUGUGCAUUUGUGAGGGUCCAGCUAAAGGAUGGUUCAUAUCAUGAAGAUGUGGGUUAUGGUGUUAGUGAGGGCCUGAAGUCAAAGGCCUUGUCUUUGGAGAAGGCGAGAAAGGAGGCAGUGACAGAUGGACUGAAGAGAGCACUCAGGUGUUUUGGGAAUGCCCUUGGGAAUUGUAUCUUGGACAAGGACUAUCUGAAAUCUUUAAACAAGCUUCCACGACAGCUCCCAUCUGAACUGGACUUAGCAAAUAUCAAAAGACAGGACUUCGAACCCUCUGUAGAACAGACAAGAUAUCACAGCUGCCUAAAGAACAUGGUUCCUGCACCCCCACAGGCAAAGGAGGUGACGUCUCCUUGUAGAACAAGCUGCACAGAAGCUCCUGCUAUUGUGGCAGAGGGUGAACCAGGAAGUGGCUCAUGCAGAAACAUCUUGUCCUUCGAAGGGGAUGCCACAUACCAGCGGAAGCUUCGGCAAAAGCAGCUGCAGCAGGAGUUCCGGGAGCAGAUGGAGAAGCAGCAGCAGCAGCAGCAGCAGCAGCAGGAUCAAAUAGCAGCUCCUUCAGGGGAAUUUUGGAAUCCUAGUAUAUCAGAAAAGCCAGUGGCAGAGCCCUUGAGGACAAAGAGAGAAGGCAUUGGAGUCCCUCCCUUGAAGCACAGUACUCCUGUGGUUUCUAUCCCAGGACCACUCACUGAGGAAGAAUUCCUUGAAGAUGACCCUGAAAUGUGGGAUCUCUCUUUGGAUGCAGCAGACAUCAAUGCUGUCAAGCCUGUGCUGAGUGAAGGUCCCAGUUCAUCCCACCCUGCUGGUUUAAAGAAUCACGUGACAGCCUGGGGCAAGAUGGCCCCGAAGCUGAGCCACCAGAGGCCCUCUUUGUCAGGGAAUUGUAGCCCUUACAGGAAGAGCCAGGGCCUGAAGAAAAGAAAGUUGGAUCCCCAUUAACUGGGGCCUGGAACCCUUAAGAUACUGGGCCAUAUAAGGACCUAGGAAAAUACCAGGAGACCAUACAGAAGGGCACUUUAGCUCCUUCAUGGCCCUGAGGUUGGAAUAAGUUCCCUACAAUUCUCUUCCAGGGACACAAGUCUUACUCCCUUGGACUUAUCAGACUGUAAUCAAAGCGUUUUCCCAAAGUGAUCUUUUGAAGUACCAGCUUGUGAGCCUUGAUACAUUAUUUUAAUCCGGUAGAUUUCAGUACCUGUCUUCCAAAUAGACUGCAGAUAAAACUUAGGAGAAAUCAACAUUUUUAGAACCCAAGUGCUAUGGAAGAAGUGCCAAUCAACCCAAGCUCUGUGCAGCUUGUAAAUGCUUGGUUAAGACCAGUAGUCACCCAGAGAAGUGGGCCUUAGGUGCGAAGGUCAAUACCUCUCCUUUUGCUAUUGGUUUCUGUGUCUUUUGCCCUUCUUAAGGGCUACGGAUUUGUAAUAAAAUGUAGAUUUUAUUUUUUUAUUUUAGAGUUGCUAGUUGGCAGCUUCCAGCAGUACCUAUUUUCUGUUAAUAGUAAGCACAUUCCCUCAAUGAAGAGUGGGAGACCAAGCCAAUCUGAUACAACCAAUGCGUAAAAAACAUGUUGAGAAUAAAGCUAACCCAGCUUUGCUGCUUAAUACUUCUGCUCCCCUUAGGCCAUUCUCUUUUCUUCAUUUGAGAUCAUCACCUUUUUAUGGCACCCACAGCCUGAAUUUAUUUCCUUUAAUACUGUGAAGUUCAAAUACCUUGAAGCAUAAUCUCUGCAUAAAGGUUUUAGACCAACAUCUUUGUGACAGCUCAGGCUCCAGUAGAAAUCUUUGGGCCUCCUACAGAGCCAGGGAGUUGGCAGAGGGUGGCUCAGCAACAGCUACUGAAGCCUCCACUCCCCACAUUUGGAGUUAUGGUGAUAAUCUACUUUUAAAUUGAUAUUCACUAGAAAUCUGUACUUCUUAUUUUUGUUGUUAGAACUAUUCUUUUUGUCUCCCUCUCUUCCAGUGAAGAAUCAUGUGUAACUUUCAGUUGUACCCUAAGUGAAACUGGCAUUUCUCAAGGAACUGUUGCCUACGAGGCACUAGGUUGCUAAUAGCACCAACCUCUCAGGUUCAUUUUGAGGACCAAGUCAGAUAAUGUGCUUUUCAGACAUCAACAUGCUAUAUAAAAGCUAAUGAGGAUUAUGAUGGUUUUGAGGGCAGGGACUUUUAAUAUCCUCCAAUGCCUAGCACAUAGCGCUAUGGGAGAGCUUGACCCUUCAAGGAGCUUUUUAAAAACAUACUUAUCAUGCAAUAUUAUCUAGCUGUUUUGAUCGCUCUACAAUAUUGAUUGUAGGUUUGCUCAAUUAAUAGAGAAAGAUCCCUUCUAUAUGGAGGGUAUGUGUGAGGAUUUUGCCUCAAUCUAUUCCACUGGAGAAAGAAACCGUCUAUCUUGGACUGUAUUCCUUAUUUGGCUUUCAUACAGUAAUAUAUUGUUAGCCAAGACACAACACUUGUGUACAGUGAAAUAUAUCUCUUUUGGAAAGCUUUAGGACAUGGAUAUUAUCCCAAUCAUUCCCUCCCCUCUUCCCCUAAUGGCAGGGUCUGGAUGGAGUCCUGUCCUGUUACUCUUGACUUUCUUCUCCAUCCAUAACUUGUCACUGUUUACAAGUCUGACAACCCGUGCCUGAAAGGAAAAAAGGAUAUCCUGUAUCCAUAAUGUAAUCUUAGCCAAUGACUCAAUGUGCUAUCAGUAGAGAUUUUUAUUCGCUAGGGGCCUUAGGACUCAGGCCCCCAGGGCUCUGGCAAAUUGGAAAAAAGGCUGCAAAAGAAUCCCCACGGCUCAACAAAAGCAAGUUUGGUUUAUUUGAAUGGUUUCAUUAAAUAAGUCUACAAAGGUAACAAACUGCAGCGCAAAGCGCAAUCUUACAAGAAGCGCGACGGCCAGUUAGUGCAAAAUGUACAAUUAACGGCUGCUCAGAAACCCCCAAGGUUUGAAUUCAUUUUAUUUUUUUUUACAGUGUACAUUGUUAAAUAAUGUAAAGAAAACAUUUGAAUUAAGAAACAAGUUUUUUUUUAAAUGUGGAAAAAGAUACUCAAAGUGUACUAUUAACACAAAAUAAUUUAAACAGUUCAGUAGCAUUAGUUUAUUCCUCUAGGUUUCAGUUAUUUCAUCCACAGGUGGGAAAUCAAUAGUAAAUAAAAACCAGUUCUUGGUAAAUGUU
Messenger RNA from Trichosurus vulpecula (common brushtail), 4055 nucleotides. It is a transcript of the gene RAD52, whose product is annotated as RAD52 homolog, DNA repair protein. The coding region runs from base 578 to 1840 and encodes 420 amino acids. The transcript has 12 exons. The record is from RefSeq and is a predicted model, not a curated record. Gene Ontology annotation, biological process: DNA recombinase assembly; mitotic recombination; double-strand break repair via homologous recombination. Lineage: Eukaryota; Metazoa; Chordata; Mammalia; Diprotodontia; Phalangeridae. Gene Ontology annotation, cellular component: nucleus.